UUGUCGCGUGGCUUCUAUUUAAGCUAAAAUGAACGGUAAUUGAUUCCUGAGGUCUAAUAUUUGCUGUACUUGUUAGUACGAGAAACGCCAGGACGUUUAGCCAUUAGGUGGCCUACGUGUCUCUGUGGGCCUGUAUGAAUGUGGGGUUCUUGGGUUAACACUAGGGGCAGGGUCAGCACUUGGGAUCGAAGGAAUUCAGUCAGAAUUGUCACUAGAGGUAUUUUCAGCCGAGUUCAGCGCCGGAUAGGAAACGCCGCGGCGUAACAUCUACGAUCGGUAAGAUGUUAUAUUUCAUUACCCAUGUUCUCUCUUUGUGUGCGGCGCACGUGGGCAGGGGUGGGCGAACCUGAACACGGAUCCCCCACGUGUGUGACGUUAUUCGCCGAUCGCGAGCUAAUGCGCUGUAACUUGCAAUCUUUUUCACGAGUUAGUCUGUCCCGGUAAAAGUGGUCCCACGCAUUGCGAUUUUCUGAUCUUAAAAGGUUAAGAACUUUGAAGUACGUUUUGAAGAUUUGGUAAGUUUGCGUUUUUAGGAGAGCCUACCAAGCUGUAAUUUGUACUGCAAAUAUUUCUCCGGCAGCCUACUGAAAUGAAUAUUUUGUCCCAAUCACAUUGCGAUGUUUGAGAGAAGUAAAUGCGUUAUAAAAUACUCACUUCUCAAAAUAAAUUGAGAAACAUGCAAAUAAAAUCACAAACGAAUCCACGCAUGCGAUUCCAGGCGAAUGAUUACCCAUCUACCUUAAAUGUAAGUUAGCAGUCGGAGUCCACGGUUUAGAUGUUUUAAAGCUAAGCAUUUAAUUUAAAUUUUAUAUUUGAUAUAUGUGUAAUGGAUGCAUUUAUCAUCGUACAACUCAGUAACAGUACAGUAAGGCAUUCCUUUGUCAACCGUUUUAUUUUCCAAAGCAAUCUCAAAAUAAAUAUCAAAAAGUGCAUACUUAUUUCCCACGAAAGACCACUCAAUCAAACAAUAUCAUCCAUGAUUUGUUCCGAGUAUGAAUAAACGUGGAUAUCAUACGGGAAACAUUCGCAUCUGAAAACCAGCCUGAUAAACUUAACACAUCUUCUCAAGGUAACAGUAAUAAAGAAAUAAAAAGGUUUCAUUUUUUUUUUGGCCACAAACAACCUCUUCCCCCCUGUUGCUCCAGACUGACAAUGUCCCCAGCAGCAUCUCCGGUCAGCACGCCUCCAGACGGCGGGUGGGGCUGGGCCGUGGUGCUCGGCGCCUUCAUCUCCAUUGGCUUCUCCUACGCCUUUCCCAAAGCCCUUACCGUCUACUUCAAGGAGAUCCAGGAGUACUUUUCAGUGUCCUACAGCGAGAUUGCCUGGGUGUCCUCUAUCAUGCUGGCUACCAUGUAUGCGGGAGGACCUUUCAGCAGCAUCCUGGUGAACCGGCAUGGCAGCCGACCAGUGGUCAUAGCUGGAGGGAUUAUGUGUGGCGUUGCCAUGGUGACCGCCUCAUUUGGAAGCACCAUUUUGCAUCUGUACAUAUGUAUCGGAGUCAUCGGAGGUCUCGGUCUGUCCUUUAACCUGCAGCCAUCUCUGACCAUCAUCGGGCAGUACUUCCUGGCCAGGAGGCCCAUUGCCAACGGCCUUGCCAUGGCAGGAAGCCCCGUCUUCCUCUCCACCCUGGCCCCCCUCAAUCAGUUCCUCUUUGAUCAUUUCGGCUGGAGGGGGGGGUUCUUCAUCCUAGGGGCUAUGCUGUUGAAUUGUUGUGUAGCCGGAGGACUGAUGAGGCCCAUUUUAGGAAAAGCGGGGCGACAGGCAGCUGAGAAGGUCACCGGAACCAUCCCUGGGUUCCAUUCUACGAACGGUUCUGCUGGUGUGUCGGAGCCGGAGAGGACGACAUGCGCCGAUAACGUCAGCAAGUUCAUUGAUUUCUCGCUCUUCAAGAACCGGGGCUUCCUCAUCUACCUGGUGGGGAAUGUGGCCAUGUUCUUCGGCUUCUUUGCCCCCAUCGUCUUCCUUGCCCCAUAUGCCAAGCACCAGGGCAUUGACGAGUACUCAGCUGCCUUCCUGCUCUCCAUCCUGGCCAUGGUGGACAUGGUUGCCCGCCCUAGUACAGGUCUGCUGGCCAACACCAAGUGGGUCCGACCACGGAUCCAGUACCUGUUCAGUUUUGCUGUGGCCUACAACGGCGUGUGCCACCUGCUGUGUCCCCUGGCCACCAGCUACGGGGGCCUGGUGACCUACUCGCUCUUCUUCGGGGUGGCAUUCGGCAUGGUCUGUGCCCUGCUCUUCGAGUGCUUGAUGGACCUGGUUGGCGCACAGCGAUUCUCCAGUGCGGUCGGGCUUGUCACCAUCGUGGAGUGUUGUCCUGUGCUGCUCGGACCACCAGUUGGAGGAGCGCUGGUGGACGUCUUCGGUGACUACAAGCCCAUGUACCUGCUGUGUGGGGGGGUGAUGCUCAGCGCCGGAGUCUUCCUCUUCAUCAUGAACUUCUACAACUACCGGCUACUGGAGCGCGAGCGGCGGGCGCUGGCCGGGGGGGCGAAGGAGCUGCCUGCCAUGGAGGGGGCAGCAGCGGCGGAAGAGGGUGCCGCUGGCCGAGGAGAGCAUGUGGAGGAGGCUGGUCAGCUGGAGACAAGGGUCACCCAUACGUGACCAUGUGGACCAUUCCAUGGAACCGAUGACAGCUGUCAGACGGGUGUCCCACUGUGGACGGUGCUCAGCUCUGGGACUGGCUUCCAUGCACUAGUGUGAUGGGGCCAUAAUUAGAAAUAUUUCCUCUCCGCUUCAUCAGGCUACGGGCAUGAAAAACAUAAUAACCAGUAAAGUGAAACACAAACACUCCCGCCCCCACCCCCCCCCCCCCCCAAGGCCCCUUUUAGUUUUCAUGUCAGGCAGAAUGCAUUUUUCACAGCAGUGACAGGCUAACCCUGUACCCACCUCAUUGUGUGUAAAUUACAGGAGCAGAGGGACACGCCAUCUCACAGUGUCACACACAGGCCGUAACUAUCGCUUCUCUUUCCAAGGUCUAGCUUUCCUUCGCUUUAAAAUUCUGCACGUAUCUGGCGACUAAGAAGAUGAAAAAAGUGGGUUGCGAAUCCAAACGCAUAAUAACCUAUGAUCUUCCAUCAUUAUCAGCUGUUUUAGUUACUGUCAGCAGUACAGCAGUCUGACGUCCCUGGAUGGUGAUAAAUCAGAGUUUGCUUAUGGGUCAUCAUUGUAUAUCAGAGGAACACAAUGUACGAUACAUCAUAGACAUGAUGUAUACAUAGACAGUUUUUUGUCUUUAUUUUUAAAUCAUGCGAGAUGUAAAACCCAGCAUUAGCAAAUUCUUUCUAGCAAUUUCUAUGUUGCGCUGAAAUUCAGCUACCUCAGAGGACAACACUCAGCAUUAAAUAACCAUAUGCUACCCUUGCAACAGAGUCAUUUAUUUGUAAUCCAGCCCCAUCUAAAGGAAUUGUACUGUAUAUUUUGUCUGAGUAAAUGUAAAGCGUCAAGUCAGCAGGUAGCUAUGGGCAUAUAGAUGCUACAGUGAGACUUCAGUGAAGUUCCAUAUCUUACGACAGAUUCUCUGCAUCAUGUCGAUGCUCUGUUCCCAGAAGCAAGUAGUGCCCCCGUUAUCCAGACAUCACCACCUGCUGGGCUCUUUGUGAACACGCGCGUCAUAAAAAUUACACUCCAAUUUUAAAAGGGUAAAUGUUAAAGAUAGGCCUGUCUAUUGCUGCCUGUGGUCUGUGUGAAACCACCAAACAGAAGAAGUACGUUGGUAUAUAUGAUUUACAGCCAAAUUGCUUUUUGUUCCUGUGAAGCGGCCGCGGUAGUUUAAUUUUGCACAGCGAUUACGAAGCCUGGGGACGAUGCUGAAAUGUCACGUCUAAGGGUGUGAGUGCCUAAUAACGCAUGGCCAGCACCCUGCGGGAAGUUCUGGGCCAGUGCCUGUAGCUGCAUGGUGCCUCUGACACUCAGCGAAUCGCCAAAGCGGUAAAUAAAUUACCAUCCAUGUUGGAGGUCCCUGGACGGGCCCUUGGAUGGCAGUUGAGGGGCCCCAGAGACGCAGGGCUCCUGCUGAGGCAGCGUACCCCCGUCUCCGGCAGCCCCGCCCACCAGCAUCCCAAACUCAGAAGUUUCACGGCCCGCAGCCCAUGCCCUUCAGCGCCCCCCCAGCCACGUUCGUCACGGUGACUGAAGCCGCUGUCACUCUUUGCAGAAAGGUGAAGGUGGGCUGGCACUGAGUAGGUGGGGCGAGCCAGGCCCGGAGUGGCACGGCGCAGCGAUUGCUCGCGGUGCAGCUCAGAAUGCGCGGCACUGUGGAACACAAUGGGAAGGUGACCUCAUUAAGCAAGGCUGCUUGUAGGGCUUGGGGACCCAAUAGAAACCUGUUUGUUUCAUAGAGCCCUCUCCAGUUGGGGGGGGGGGGUGGGCACCAUGUGACGAGGUCAUAUCGGUACAUUCUGCAAACAGAAAUGAGACGAACCUGAAUGGUUAUCGCUGACUCCAACCAGGUCCAGCUUCUUGGAAGAACUUUGACUCCUGGGGAAUCAGAGUCCCAAGGUACACUAGGAGAGACUCCCCAAGUAAACGGGAGAGGCAGGAACGGGGGUGCAGGCUUAGCGCAUGCUUCAAAGGGCUCUGCCUCCAUCAUGGUGUUUUAUGGAGAGUACAAAUGGCUAAUGGUGCUGAUUAGAUAAAGGCUGCGGUUUGCCUCCGCAUUCUGUGGUACUUCUCUGCAAGGCCAAUGGGCAAAUGUCUGCGGUGACGAUAACCCUCAUCCCAGGGCCUCUGCAUUUCCACACCGGUCCUCCAGUUCCCUGCAAGGACACUAGACGUGAUGAAUCUGGGGUCGAGAUUCACAUCCCCAACGCCAUCCAUAUUAGCAUAAUCCUGUCGCAUUAAAUACAAAGGUUACUUUCCCACAGGGUGCAUCUGUGCAUUUUUAAUUAGUGCUUUUAGCAUUAAUACGUGUACAAGGUUCAGGCCUCAUUAUGAAAAAACAUCUGAAAGGUUUUUUUUUGCAAGAUGGGUUUUUGAGAAACUCAGGGCUCCAGCAGGACACAUGCUAACAUGAUGACGGGAAGCUGUUUACGCUGUCGUCCACGGUGACCCGGAUUAAAACGGAGCCUGGAGCUGACACAUGAGGAACCCCUUCAGAGAAGCCUGUCUUACUCCCAGCUAGACAGUGUGAACUGGAACUUUGCCAUCUUGCUCAUUUGACUUUUUCUGCUAGCCUGUGGAGGAUGGGCUCCCCUUUGGGUCUGGUUAGGGUUAGGGCUUCCUCUGCCGGACCUUGGAGGAUGGGCUCCCCUUUGAGUCUGAUUCCACUCAAGGUUCCUAUUGAGUUUUUCCUUUGCCACAGUCACCCCUGGCUUGCUGAGUGGGGGCUUUGGGUGGGGAUUCUAUAAAGUGCUUUGAGACAAUGUAAUGUUGUGCAAAUGUGCCAUACAAAUAAAAUUUAAAUUAAUUGAAUUGAGCUCUCUACUUGUUCACCCAUGGCCUUUGAUCAAUGCCUGUUGUCUUCUGCAACUGAUUAUUAUGAAGCCUGAAAAUAAUUGCGUAAUAUUUGUGAAGGAAAAAACUGUAGUUGCACUGAAAAAAGACUUUGAUUUGCAUAUUGAGUGUCACUGGUUAGACCGCAGUAGAAAACUCUUUGCUGUGUAGAUUGAAGCUACAUUAAACACAACGUCUCCC
This is a messenger RNA of Brienomyrus brachyistius, 5631 nucleotides long. RefSeq names its product monocarboxylate transporter 2-like. Gene Ontology annotation, molecular function: monocarboxylic acid transmembrane transporter activity. The transcript has 4 exons. Lineage: Eukaryota; Metazoa; Chordata; Actinopteri; Osteoglossiformes; Mormyridae. Gene Ontology annotation, cellular component: membrane. The record is from RefSeq and is a predicted model, not a curated record. Gene Ontology annotation, biological process: transmembrane transport; monocarboxylic acid transport. The coding region runs from base 1153 to 2601 and encodes 482 amino acids.